CCCCCACCUGCCUCCGCCUCCGCCCCCCCUCACCCCCGUCCCAAGGGGCGUAGGAGUUUAAGACAGCAUCCCCGCUUACAUAUUUCCUCGCAUCCUCUCCGGCUCUUAUCUCUAUACAUAGGCUCUCCUCUGAGAAUAGCGACUGGGUCUGGCUGCCGCCGCCGCCGCUAAUUUUGUUACUUUGACACUCGCACUCCCGUUGCUGCCACCGCACCUACGGCGAGCACUCUCGCCCUCGCCAUCCGCAGCGGCACCCAUGGCCGAGCCGUCGCUCCUCCCGUCCCUCGCGGCCGCCGGCCUCGUCCCGGGCGCCGGGCUCCUCGCGGACCUGAUCCCGGCGACGUUUGCGCCGACGACGCGCCUCGACGUCGUCUUCGCCUCGCCGCCCUCCGGCGAGGCCGCCGCCGUCGACCUGGGCGCGACCCUCUUCCGCUCGCGGCAGUGCGCGCGCCCGCCGCGCGUCUCGUUCGCGCCCGAGGGCGGGGACCCCGGCCCCGCGACGUACCUGCUCGUCAUGGCGGACCCCGAUGCCCCCACCCCCGACGACCCCAAGUUCGCCUUCUGGCGCCACUAUGUGGUGCGCGGCCUGCGGGCCGCCGCCGCCGCCGCCGUGGACGACGACGACGACGACGAGACGCAGGUGCUGACGGAGUACCUGGGCCCCGGCCCGAAGGAGGACUCGAAGCCCCACUGCUACCUCUCCCUCCUGUACCGGGAGCCGCCGGGGGGGCUGCGGGGGCUGGCGCGCGCUGACGUCGGCGGCGACGCCUUCGUCGAGCGCCGCAGCUUCGCGCCUGCGGCGUUCGCGGCCCGCCACGGCCUCGUGCUCGUCGCGGCGAACUGGAUGCGGUGCGCGGCCGACAGGUGGACGGAGUGAGGGUAUAGGGUGAGGGGGGAGCGUUCUGAGGAGGAGGAGUUGGUUCGGAGAGGGGGCCGCGCGAGGCGGGUGGUGCGAUGGCCCGCUGUGCUACGGAGUAUGCGCUCCUCGACUGACUGGGUAGAUGGAU
This is a messenger RNA of Durotheca rogersii, 1007 nucleotides long. Its product is annotated as phosphatidylethanolamine-binding protein. Bases 257 to 877 code for a protein of 206 amino acids. Lineage: Eukaryota; Fungi; Ascomycota; Sordariomycetes; Xylariales; Xylariaceae. Gene Ontology annotation, molecular function: peptidase inhibitor activity; phospholipid binding. The record is from RefSeq and is a predicted model, not a curated record. Gene Ontology annotation, biological process: regulation of proteolysis; regulation of Ras protein signal transduction. The transcript has 2 exons.